GGGGAGACGGGCGGGCGCACAGCCGGCGCGGAGGCCCCACAGCCCCGCCGGGACCCGAGGCCAAGCGAGGGGCUGCCAGUGUCCCGGGACCCACCGCGUCCGCCCCAGCCCCGGGUCCCCGCGCCCACCCCAUGGCGACGGACGCGGCGCUACGCCGGCUUCUGAGGCUGCACCGCACGGAGAUCGCGGUGGCCGUGGACAGCGCCUUCCCACUGCUGCACGCGCUGGCUGACCACGACGUGGUCCCCGAGGACAAGUUUCAGGAGACGCUUCAUCUGAAGGAAAAGGAGGGCUGCCCCCAGGCCUUCCACGCCCUCCUGUCCUGGCUGCUGACCCAGGACUCCACAGCCAUCCUGGACUUCUGGAGGGUGCUGUUCAAGGACUACAACCUGGAGCGCUAUGGCCGGCUGCAGCCCAUCCUGGACAGCUUCCCCAAAGAUGUGGACCUCAGCCAGCCCCGGAAGGGGAGGAAGCCCCCGGCCGUCCCCAAGGCUUUGGUACCGCCACCCAGACUCCCCACCAAGAGGAAGGCCUCAGAAGAGGCUCGAGCUGCCGCGCCAGCAGCCCUGACUCCAAGGGGCACCGCCAGCCCAGGCUCUCAACUGAAGGCCAAGCCCCCCAAGAAGCCGGAGAGCAGCGCAGAGCAGCAGCGCCUUCCACUCGGGAACGGGAUUCAGACCAUGUCAGCUUCAGUCCAGAGAGCUGUGGCCAUGUCCUCCGGGGACGUCCCGGGAGCCCGAGGGGCCGUGGAGGGGAUCCUCAUCCAGCAGGUGUUUGAGUCAGGCGGCUCCAAGAAGUGCAUCCAGGUUGGCGGGGAGUUCUACACUCCCAGCAAGUUCGAAGACUCCGGCAGUGGGAAGAACAAGGCCCGCAGCAGCAGUGGCCCGAAGCCUCUGGUUCGAGCCAAGGGAGCCCAGGGCGCUGCCCCCGGUGGAGGUGAGGCUAGGCUGGGCCAGCAGGGCAGCGUUCCCGCCCCUCUGGCCCUCCCCAGUGACCCCCAGCUCCACCAGAAGAAUGAGGACGAGUGUGCCGUGUGUCGGGACGGCGGGGAGCUCAUCUGCUGUGACGGCUGCCCUCGGGCCUUCCACCUGGCCUGCCUGUCCCCUCCGCUCCGGGAGAUCCCCAGUGGGACCUGGAGGUGCUCCAGCUGCCUGCAGGCAACAGUCCAGGAGGUGCAGCCCCGGGCAGAGGAGCCCCGGCCCCAGGAGCCACCCGUGGAGACCCCGCUCCCCCCGGGGCUUAGGUCGGCGGGAGAGGAGGUAAGAGGUCCACCUGGGGAACCCCUAGCCGGCAUGGACACGACUCUUGUCUACAAGCACCUGCCGGCUCCGCCUUCUGCAGCCCCGCUGCCAGGGCUGGACUCCUCGGCCCUGCACCCCCUACUGUGUGUGGGUCCUGAGGGUCAGCAGAACCUGGCUCCUGGUGCGCGUUGCGGGGUGUGCGGAGAUGGUACGGACGUGCUGCGGUGUACUCACUGCGCCGCUGCCUUCCACUGGCGCUGCCACUUCCCAGCCGGCACCUCCCGGCCCGGGACGGGCCUGCGCUGCAGAUCCUGCUCAGGAGACGUGACCCCAGCCCCUGUGGAGGGGGUGCUGGCCCCCAGCCCCGCCCGCCUGGCCCCUGGGCCUGCCAAGGAUGACACUGCCAGUCACGAGCCCGCUCUGCACAGGGAUGACCUGGAGUCCCUUCUGAGCGAGCACACCUUCGAUGGCAUCCUGCAGUGGGCCAUCCAGAGCAUGGCCCGUCCGGCGGCCCCCUUCCCCUCCUGACCCCAGAUGGCCGGGACAUGCAGCUCUGAUGAGAGAGUGCUGAGAAGGACACCUCCUUCCUCAGUCCUGGAAGCCGGCCGGCUGGGAUCAAGAAGGGGACAGCGCCACCUCUUGUCAGUGCUCGGCUGUAAACAGCUCUGUGUUUCUGGGGACACCAGCCAUCAUGUGCCUGGAAAUUAAACCCUGCCCCACUUCUCUACUCUGGAAGUCCCCGGGAGCCUCUCCUUGCCUGGUGACCUACUAAAAAUAUAAAAAUUAGCUGGGUGUGGUGGUGGGUGCCUGUAAUCCCAGCUACAUGGGAGCCUGAGGCAUGAGAAUCACUUGAACUCGGGAGGUGGAGGUUGCAGUGAGCUGAGAUUGCGCCACUGCACUCCAGUCUGGUCGGCAAGAGUGAGACUCCGUCUCAAAAACAAAACAAAACAAAAAAACCACAUAACAUAAAUUUAUCAUCUCGACCACUUUUCAGUUCAGUGGCAUUCACAUCUCAUGUAACCAUUGCCACCACCAUCUGCAGAGCUGUUCCAGCUUCCUGAAUGGAAACUCUGGCCCCAUGAAACACUCACUCCCCAUUCCCCUCCCAACCCCUGGCACCCUCCACUCUACUUUCUGUCUCUAUGACUUCUCCAGGGACCUCAUGGAAGUGGAAUCACACAGUAUCUGUCCUUUUGUGUCUGUCUUAUUUUACUCAGCAUGGUGGCCCCAAGGUUCAUCCAUGUUGUAGCAUGUGCCGAAAUCUGCUUCCUUUUUUAAGGCUGAGUAAUAUUCCAGCACAUGGAUGGACUGCAUUGUGUUCAUCUAUGCUUUCCUCAGCAGACACCUGGGUGCUUCCACCUUUUGGCUGUUGUGAGUAAUGCUGCUAUGAAUAUGUGUGUGCAAAUAUCUGUGUGAGUCUUUGAGUAAAAUCGCUGGAUCACAUGGUAA
Messenger RNA from Homo sapiens (human), 2690 nucleotides. RefSeq names its product autoimmune regulator (gene AIRE). Gene Ontology annotation, molecular function: identical protein binding; translation regulator activity; DNA binding. Bases 132 to 1769 code for a protein of 545 amino acids. The transcript is spliced from 14 exons. The record is from RefSeq and is marked reviewed. Gene Ontology annotation, biological process: regulation of translation; tolerance induction; humoral immune response. Gene Ontology annotation, cellular component: nucleus; cytoplasm; nuclear body. Lineage: Eukaryota; Metazoa; Chordata; Mammalia; Primates; Hominidae.